CCCGUGGCGGCGCCCGCGCGCGACAGCCCUGCGCGGCAGCGCGCUCGGCACGUUCUCCACCACCGCCGCCGCCUCCACCACCGCCUUGGUCGGCGCGUUAGGGGGUUGUACAUCGCGCGGGCAUCGAAACGCGUCGAAACGCGAGGCGGCCGGAUCGGACCGACUCGCGAAUCGAUCGGCGCCCCGUCUCUCGCGCGCGUCGUCGUCCUCUCUCUCUGGCGGCGCGGGUUAUAGCGGCGUGCCCGCGCGCGACGAGGAAGCGUGCAAGCGCGUCGUCUCUCGCACGCGCGACCCAGCGCAGCACGCGUCACCGCGGAGGAGUCGUGGCUUGGCCGUUUUUCGGGAGCGAAAGGAGGCUGUCGUUCGCGACGCACCGGCUGAAGCCGCCGCGCCUCGCGCCGAAGGCGAGAAAUUUCGUGGGAAAUUCAGCCGGUGUCGUCGACCCGCCGCCACCGACGCCGCCGACGCCGCCGCCGGUUCGCGAUCGAGAUUUUCCCGCGGCGAGUGUGUGCGCGAUCUCCACGGGAAGAGCGUGAGAAGCGACAACGGGGAUGUUCGGGCCUUUGCUAGCCGGCUGGUAAAACGAGACUCGCCCGAGGUGAUUGCGCGUGUGAUCGGCACCUCCGUGGACUGAUUUCAAAGGCUUUCCCGAAGGGAGGAAUCGCGAGCGAUCCACUGUGCGCGACUGCUGCGGAAAAAAAUCGCCCGGCUGUCAAUUACGCGGCCGUUGAGAGGCGAAGCGAAAAGAACUGGAAAGAGCUGAAUCAAAUUGAUCCCAAAUUACCCUUUGCAUCUUUGAGAGAGGGGGAGAGAGAGAGACAGGCUCGGCGAGAACGAUCUUGCAUGACGGCCGUGUACGACCACCCGUAACUACUGCGGUGAAAAUUUUGGCGCUGUCAAGAAGUAGAACGAUUCACGUCGAUGAAAAACGGAACGCCGCUGUCGGAAAAUAGAGUCGAUUAAUUCGAGAGGGAAUUUCACCGAGCCCGUCGGGAGGGGUGGAGAGUGUUUCGUCGGCUCGCCGAGUAUUCUGCCGUUUUUUACAUGUGCGUUUUAUAUCGUCGCUCUUUUUACGGCGCGACAGCGCCUUAUAUACACCUUCUAUUUUCGACGGUCUUUUCUUGGCGGAGAGAAGGGAGAUCCGCGGCAUAACACGAGGGGGAUGAUCGAUCACGGCGGAAAUUGAGGAGCAGCGGAAUAACAACGCAGCGUAUCGUGUCCGAGUGCACGCCUCGUGCAGCGGGGGUCGACCACCGAUCUGUCAUCGCCAUUGUCGAAUCGCCUAACGGCCGCGAGAGCCCUAGAGCCUCCCCGAGGGGAGGCGCAGCCCCCGGAAGGACGAUAAUCCCCGCGGAGAAAGGCGGUGCUCCGUUCAGGACGCGUUGCGCCAUUUCAGGUGCGAGGCCCCCGAGCCUUCCGCUCGAGUGCUCGAGCGUGCCUCGGGACGUGCCUCGGGACGAGCCCCGGCUCCCUCGCUCUUACUCUCUCGCGCGCGCGCGAAUCACGCGGCGAAAGAAACCGUUCGGCGGACAUCAAAAGACCCGGUGAUUAAUGAACGCGGGUAAUUAAGAAACAUUAAGGCGGGCUGCCGAGGAGGACUCCUCGAAGAGAGAUCCUCGUACUAUUCGGAGAGCGUGUCUGUCGUCCUCUUCCCUCCCCCGCUGCACCCGCCACCUCGAGAGGAUCCUCGCCGGAGGACAUCGCCGCGGUGUCGACGGUGGGAGGAGGCCGUCUACCUUGGAGGUAAGGGAGAGCGAGAGCGAGAGGGAGGGAGACAGAGGGGAGAGGAGAGAGAGAGAGAGAAAGGAAGAGGAGAGGGGUGGGAGGCCUUUAGGGGUGGAAAAUCGUUGGAGAAUACCGUCGCGGUGAAAUCACUCCUCUCGAACGCUCGCGAGACGAUCAGACCGCGAAGCAUCCCCCGCCGGGCCCCGUCCUGCUCCCUUGCCUGCCUUUCGCCCCCUUCGCCCUCUCGCCGCCGGGGUGCGAGUGGAGGAAGUGGCUGUCUGAUCUCGGACGGAAUGACAAUAAGACUCCCCUUUGAUUAAUCGACGGAACAGAGGGACGGAGACGGGGGGGAGAUACGCGGGAGAAAGAGGGAAUUUGUCCUCUCCCGAGACGGCGGAUUGUUUUGCAAGUGCUAAGAAGUUCCGGCUGUUAAUAGAACUGACUAAAUAUAACUUGAACCGAGUAACUCAGACGUGAAUUUACCGACCCGAGCCGGGACGAUUCUUCGAGUAGCGCCCCGCGCGCCGAGGCGCCCGCGCGUCUCUUCGCUCAAGCCGGCGAGAAUUGUUAAAACGAGUUAACAAACGUCUGUCGCGACAACAAGAAGGCAUCCCCGGCGUCCCGGGACCUGUGGAUCGUGUCCGGGGCCGAUUUCAACGUGCGACGAGAUACGUGUCCAAGUGUAGCGAGAGUGCGUCGAUUAAUCAAGUGAUUAACGAUUGUCCGUCGACUCGGGGGAACAAAGUUGCCCCGACUAAUCCUUUCGUUCGCGCCCGGCGAGGAACUUGCCAGACGUGGGGUAAGCGCGAGGGGCGAGGUGCGCGACAAUAACGCGAAUGAAUUCGGGAGGAGACGGGAUAAGUAGAGUGGAUCGAAAUUAGAAUCGUGUGCAGCCAGUGGAAGAGGGUCGGCGCUUGAUCAGGCGGACCGGCCCAGCUACCCGUGGUAGCUCGGGCUGCACUACCGAGGAGAACUCAUUUGCUUAAAGAGAUCUCCCGCGGCCUCCGCCUCUGUGUAAAAGUGUGCGUUAAACCGAGUCGACGGAGCCCGCCGCGAGGCGACGAUAACACGCGCGCGACGCACCGGCGAAAAUAAUUUGUAACGAUCGAUCAUAAAGCGACGAGGGAUAUCGACGGGAUUCCGAUCCCGGCCGGAUGUUUUCAAAUGUCCAUCUUUAUUUGAGCCGGCGACAGGCGUCAAUUUGAACGGUGAGUAAUCUGGACCUCCAUGCAUCUUCCUGGACGAGUGACGAAUGCCGGGACGUAAUCGACAACGAUAAGCGGACGUUAACAAAUCGCAGCGAGGACAACGGGAGAAUUUGCGUGAUUCGUAGAAGGACGGUACAAGCGAGGAGAGCUGCGUGACGAAAUCGCGUUACCGUCGAGAAUCUAUUGUUUGAGAGGAGUUUGAUGGAAAAUAACGUGGCACAGCUGCAACGAGAAGGAAAGAGAGAAAGAGAGAGACGGAGAUCAAUUGAACACCCUUAAAUCCGGAGGACAAUAAAGUUAAGAGAGGGUAAUCGAAGGCAACCACGUGAGAACAACCGAGCCGUUGUUGAACUCGAUACGUAGUAAAAAAAAAACGACGAUAUAUUUUAGCAACGGAUCGAUCGGGGAAAGGAUAAAAAUAGUGACGGUAAUAGGCGCGAGAACGUUAUCCUAAAAUAUUAAGUUGAUGCAAAAGGUUUGUCCGCAUGACUGUCCACUUGUGUCUCCAGACACGAUCACCCCUUUUAUUCUUUGUCGUCAAUUUUAUCAAUAUUUACAAUUGCACGAAAAGUGUCGAAAAUUUGCAAGUCUAACUAUUAUUUCACGGUGAAAGUAAAUUCAACGAAGGACUUUGCUCAAAUAAAUUUUACUGCCUGUACAGAGAUACUUCUUAGUUUCUUAACGCACAAAAUUCGACUGCAAAUGAAUGCAACAAUAUAAAAAGUAGCGCGAGAUGCACCUUGCAAAGUAACAGAAGGCCCGGCAAUCCCCUCGCACCGAUCUAGCAGUGAAUACAACGAGUGCGACGAGAGUGAAGGGGCGCAGUAGUGCGAAGGAGGCGGCGCGGAUUUGUCGGUCGGGCACUUCGAUGCGCCUCGGCAGCGGGCGUUCGGACUUGAGGGAUCCACGCUCGAGCCGGUGAGUCGGUGUGCGUCCUGCACGCGCCGCCGGGACGAGGAGCCGGCCGGGGGCAGGUCCUUCCUGGUGUGGAAUGACAAUAAGGGGCCGCCGUACCCGCGGGGUGGCAUUAUGCAGGGAACGACGGAUUUGAGCGUGCCACCCAAGUGCCCGGCGAAGGUGUCGCAUCCCCUACGUGGGAUGGCACUCGGGACGCUGGCCGAGAUAGCGGUGAGACUCGUGAUUAGCGGCUACAUAUUCGCCGUGGUCGUCUACGUGAACGCCAGCGGCAACUGGGAUAAGGACGAUGACCUAGUGUCCACGUCUAAGGUCAGCGCCGUACUUGGCCGCACCGCCACUUUGCCUUGCGACAUUGAGCCGUCCACGCGAGAGGAUCGCGUCUACAUGGUCCUUUGGUUCCGCGAUUAUGCGGUGAAGCCCAUUUACAGUUUCGACGUGCGGGGACGGGCGUUCAACAAGGCCCUGAACUGGUCGGACAGCACCGUCGUGGGACCCAGGGCCUACUUCGUCACCGUGACGAAGCCGGCCGCGCUCUCCUUGGAGGCGGUCCAGCUGGACGACGAGGGGAUCUACAGAUGCCGGGUGGACUUCAAGAACUCGCCGACCAAGAACUUCCAAGUGAAUCUCACGGUGAUCGUGCCGCCGCACCAGCUACUCAUUUACGACAGUUCCGGGGUGCAGGUGGAGAACGUCGCCGGGCCGUUCCAGGUCGGCGUGGAGUUCGGUCUGUCCUGCGAGGUGAGGGGAGGGAAACCCACGCCGGUGGUGAGCUGGCUGGUGAACGGCAAGGAGGUGGACGGCAGGCUCGAGGAGUUCGGCCAGAACGUCGUCGUGAGCAAACUGACGGUGCCGCAGCUGCGCCGGGAACACUGGAACACCACGUACAAAUGCCAGGCGGCCAACACGCAUCUCAUCCCGCCGUUGGAGAAGACCGUGGUCCUCGACGUUUAUCUAAAACCGCUCACCGUGAAGAUACUGUCGAAGCUAACGGUCAUGGAGACGGAGAAGGACUACUCCAUCACCUGCGAGACGACGGGCUCGCAUCCCCGCGCACGCGUCACCUGGAUCGAGGGAAACGAGACGUUCCGGAACGGCAAGGUAAUGGAGAGCGGCAACGCGUCGGCGGUGCUGAGCACCCUGAUAUUCUCGCCCGUCCCCGACGAUCACGGCAAGAUGCUCAAGUGCCGCGGCGAGAACCCGGCCCUGGCGGACGCGUACUUGGAGGACUUCUUCAAGUUGAAUGUUGUCUUCCCGCCUAAGGUGCAGCUGCAUCUGGGCAGCACUCUGAACGCGGAGAACAUAAAGGAGGGCGACGAUGUGUACUUCGAAUGCAAAGUCCGCGCCAAUCCGGAGCAUCACAAAAUUACUUGGCGCCACAACGGCGGCGUGCUGACGCAAAACUAUUCCGCCGGUAUCAUCAUGAGCACCCAGAGCCUGGUGCUGCAGGGCAUAGGACGCGACAACGCGGGAAAUUACACGUGCCUCGCCAGCAACGACCGCGGGGAGACGACGAGUCCGAUUGUGAGCCUGAGAGUGCAGUUCGCGCCGGUGUGCAGGAUGAAGGAGGUGACGAUUAUCGGGGCGUCGCUGGAGGAGUCCGUCAAGGUGCGCUGCGAGGUCGACGCCGACCCGAGCGAGGUGGACUUUGUCUGGGAGUUCAACAACAGCGGCGAGAACUUCGAAGUCGCGCCGGCCAAGUUUGACGGCAACAACGGCACCACGAGCGAGCUCGUCUACACCCCCGAAUCCGAGCGGGAUUACGGCGCCCUGACCUGUUGGGGUAGGAACGCGAUAGGGAAGCAAGAGGCGCCCUGCAUCUAUCAAGUCAUUCCGGCAGUGAAACCGAAUCCGCUCAACAAUUGCACCAUCAAGGCGUCGCUCAACCAAAGCUCGGAGAUCCUGGAGGUCGAGUGCGUGCCGGGAUACGACGGCGGGCUCCACCAGGAGUUCCGGCUGGAGGCUUACGAGGUGCUGACCGGCAACCUCCGCGUGAACGCGUCCAGCGUGUCGGCCGAUCUGCCGAUCUUCCGGAUCGCCGUGGCCGAUCUUCUGCCGGCCACGCACUUCUACCUGGUGACCUACGCCGUGAACGCCAAGGGCCGCAGCGAGGUCUCGCUGUUGGAGGACAUAAUGCUACGCGAUUCGGAGAAGCACACAGACACCGGAGUCAGCAUGCUGCCGCUGAUCCUGCUGCUGGUCGGCUGCCUGCUGGCCUUCGGCGCGACCGUCAUCUCCGUGAUGCUGAUGAUGUACCGGCGACGCGGCACCACGUCGCCGGUGCACAUCGAGCCCUACAUGAAGCAGCCGAUAAUCACGCCGCCGGACUCGAGGAACAACUCGAUGCUGGACGUGACCCACGGCGACCACACGUACUUCGUCGAGUACACGCUGAAGCAGGUCACCGAUUACGCGCUCAAUAAUCAACCGGACAUUAUACAGUCGCCGCAAGACCAAGAGAAGAUCAAACGCGAGCCACAACUGUUUUUGCCAGUGAGACCGGACACGCUGUUCGCGCCCUAUGACAUUCACAAGCAGGGGCUGCAGACGAACAGAUGCAGCCUGAACCCGUUCUCCGCCAAGUCCUGGGAGCCCAUCAGCUUCAAAGCGGAUCGCAACCUGAUGAAGGAGAUCAUCAUCGCCAAUUCCAUACCGGGCCCGGAGAGCUGCGUGUAAACUCGAUCGCGGGAGUGAAUCGGGAGACUCAAACAGCCACGUAUACUUACCCGCAACGCGAUACAAAACACACACACACACACACACACACACACACACACAAAACACGCACACACACACAGCGUAUCAUAAGGGCGAUCAAUUUCGGAAGCCUGAAAACUGUAUCGUGCGCCGUCGCUCGAUGCCACGACGGAUACCAAAGACAAAGUCAACGAAUCUCGUGUCUCGCUUGUUAAUACGCGCCGGUGUGACAUAUCACGAUGACGAUAUCGUAGCAGACAUAUCAGCAUAUCGUAGCAUAUCGUGGCGCGCCACGAUCUCUCCACGAGAUGAUCGAGAGUCCUUAGGAUUCCCCCCGCCGAUCCAGCGCGAGACCGGGGCGAGGAGUCGCGGAGUCGUCGCGAAGACGAUUUAGUCGCAUAAUUUAACCGAACGCUACACGUGGUGUACUAUUCCAAGUUUAAUAUAUUUUGUGUCAAGUCUUGAAGCGUCUCGUCAUUUCACAGCGCCGUUUGUCACGGCUGAUAUACCUCGUCCCAGCCGCUUUCUACCUCGACACCUCCUUUCUUCGCCGAAAUCGUUUCUGAGUGUCCGAGAGAAAGUUUUUUCUUUUUUAUUGUUAUUUAUACAUUUCUGGAGUUAUUUAGAUCUGAAAAAUUCAUCCUCUCCGCUUGAAAUUUAUAUUACAUUUGCGAUAGAUACGUUGUUAUAUACCGAUAUACUGAGAUGAUGGAUACGCUCCAAAUAUAUUUCGUCCUACCAAAUUAUAAUAAUAUAAUAAUAAUCCCUCUUGUAA
Molecule: messenger RNA, 7320 nt
Organism: Vollenhovia emeryi
Lineage: Eukaryota; Metazoa; Arthropoda; Insecta; Hymenoptera; Formicidae
Gene: side-III
Product: nephrin
Exons: 14
Coding region: 3963-6524 (853 amino acids)
Source: RefSeq, a predicted model, not a curated record